Molecule: messenger RNA, 3042 nt
Organism: Exophiala dermatitidis NIH/UT8656
Lineage: Eukaryota; Fungi; Ascomycota; Eurotiomycetes; Chaetothyriales; Herpotrichiellaceae
Product: Ras family, other
Exons: 4
Coding region: 950-1741 (263 amino acids)
Biological process (GO): signal transduction
Cellular component (GO): plasma membrane
Molecular function (GO): GTP binding; GTPase activity; GDP binding
Source: RefSeq, a predicted model, not a curated record
AAUGUUGCACCACGAUCUACUAGACUACGCAGUUCCACCGCCCCUCCCUCGCCUGGACUCUGGGACACUUGUUCCCUGUCUCUGCCUCUCUCCCUCUGUUGAAGUUCGUAUCUCUGCGGCCCCCUGUUGGCAUCUGCCUCCACUGGGUCCCGCGUCCGCCGCCGUCACCGUCGCUCGCCCUCGUUGUCCGCGAACCAGGCUUCCAGGCCUUGGGAGUCCUCCAUUCCAAGCUGCCCAAACCCGAACCCUGCAUCGACGAUAUGCCAUAUGACUGAUCUGACGACCUGUGACAAGCCUCACCUCACCUCAUCCUCUUUUUUCUGCUGCAUUGCGCACAAAAAUCAGAUCCCACGCAUACUCACUUCAAAAACACCAACUGCAAGCAUUGGACCAUCGGCGAUUUCGCAAGCGAAUCUUUCUGGCUUCACAUCCGACCUCUACUGCGACAUCGAUUUUCGUUCCUGACGCUCUGCCUCCCGAAACUCCACGCGCUGCAUCUUGUGACGGCCUGGCGCAACUGGCGUCUCGCUUCUGCUACACCUGCGGUCCUGCAUUCAAUCGGCCGCCCUCCGCGCCCGACCAUCGAAAUUGAACGCUUGUUCUCUGAGUGGUAUUGCCUCAUAUACAGGAUCUAUACUGGCACCCGUGCUCGUGUGCAGCCCACUGGCGCAUUCCGACCCUCCCUUGCGCCCCCUUGUGAAAAAGCAAAAGCAAGAACUCCCUUUUCCGGCGCCAUUCACAGUCCCGACGACGAAAAAGAGCCAAGGACCUUUCCCGUCACAACCGCCGCUUGUGCGAACUUGUCCGUGCGCCGACUCCAUAUCUCGGGUCUAGCAUCGUCAUCGCAGAGAUACUUAAUAUCUUGUCGCAUUCCCCGGAUUUCUAGUGAACCAUAUCGGCGAAGAGCUUGUACAGAAAGAACACCAGUCUCGCCCAGUCCCAGAGCGAUAUGGCAGAUAAAAUUUCUAUCACUAUCUGUGGGGAUGGAGGAUGCGGUAAAUCAUCCAUUACGCUUCGGCUCGUGCGAUCACAAUGGACGUCAGAGUACGAUCCCACCAUUGAGGACUCUUACUCGGUCACGCGCACAAUCGACGGCCUCAACUAUCACCUCUCACUGACCGACACCGCGGGCCAAGAAGAAUAUCGAAGUCUGUGGGCGGCGUCCAACCUACAGUCGGACGCUUUUCUACUUGUCUACGACAUCACCAAUGCCGCCUCUCUCGAAGGGUUGACGUGGUUUCUCGACAUGAUCGACAUCGAGGCCGAAAACCGACUCGAGCAGAAUUCGAGACUACUUCAACAAAAAGGCCCCAAGGUUCGCGGCCGAAGAGAAGAAGGCUGGAAAUUCCCUCCGAUCAAGAUCAUCGCAGGCAACAAAUGUGAUCUCAAGGACGCCCGAGUGGUCAGCAGCAAGUACGGCUGGGACUGGGCCAAGAGCAGAGGCUGUGGGUUCAUGGAGACUUCGGCCAGAGAAAUGGUCAAUAUUGAAGAGACAUUUGCUUUGAUUGUUCGCCGGGUCGUCGAGGCCAGAAGACAACAACAAGGCUCAGGCGCCGAAAUGGCUCCUCAGUAUCCCCCCUUUGGUUCCAUUAAAGGUCAUACUCCCAACGUCAGCGCCGGCGCUUCCCAAGUUCCCAGUUCUAUGCGUCCUACUCCCCUACCGAUGGCCGAAAAGUCCGGUUUCGACGAUGACAAUCCUCCUGUUCCAUGGUGGAAACGGAUUUUCUGCUGUCAGGGCUGAUGAACAACAAAAGAGAGACCAGCACCCAACCAUUUUGGGAGCUUAUAUUCGCCACAUGGUUUCUUUGUCCUCUUGUACAGUACGGGCGGCUAUAUACUGUGUUCGCUGUCCUGGCUUCGACCUGGUCGCAUUGAGUGGUCAGCAUUCAAAGUCGGGGACUGUAUUUAUACUAUGCGAAAGCGCCCUCAUACCCGGUGCUGCCUUGGACACGAGAAGUUACAGUCAUCACAUUGCAUUCACCAAGGCGAUCAGCCUAUUUGGCAAGCCACGCCACGCCACGAUGUGUGCUGCCUCGCUCGAAUUCGGCCCAUCAGGUCGGCUGGUGAGGAGGCCAUCCGGAUAUAUAUACUUUAGCAUCCAUCCACCACUCAAGUUGCCCUGCCGAACUUAGCCGAGCUGAACAGGAUACCUGGAAUCGGGCCCUCCCUCCCCACAACAAUCUGAGUCGAUUCCUGCGAGUUGCGGAGCGAGCAGCAAAAGGGACCCGCCCCUCCACGAACCGGAACCCGGGAAUCAAUCCAGUUUCCGUUUCGAGAGACUCUUGACCGCGUCCGAGAUACAAGAUCAACGACCGACCUGUAUUUAUUUCCCCCCGGACUGGCCAGAGGAUGGGUUCCUACAUCCAUCGGCAAUACCAUUCGAGUUGAUUGACUGACUGGCGCUUCGGUCUCCGACAACGCCCGCCAUCUUUUGUUUUUUUUCAGUGUGUUCUGCUGGACUGGCGCCAAGUGCAGAAUCCGUACCUACCUACACUACCACCGCUGCCGGCAUCCACGGGACUCUCGGCAAGGAAUGGACAGGGGACAGGAACAAGCUGGUGAAUGAAAUGGCUGCCUCACUUGAUGUUUUUUGAUCUAUCACCCUACCUACCUGCCGUACCGUCUAUACCUUUGUGAUUUCCUCUGAUCCAAAUAAGCAGGCGAUUGAUUCGUUAGACAGUGUUUAUGUUUAUGUCUAUGUUAAACAAUCUUUUUUUGCUGCGUUUGGCGAUCGGAAAAGCAGACGGAACCAUAUCUAUCUUACAGUAUCUCUAUCUAUAUACCUAAGUAUCUGUUAUUACAUGGGCAUACAUAUACCUAGGUAGGUACUUUACGUACCUUGUAUGCGGAUAUGUAGCUGAUACGUGUUCUUCCUCGUACGAGUAAGUAUCCUUAUACAUGGGCACCAUAAUAUGUGUCCCAUGUGUUCGUAGAGUUAUGAGCUUGGUACAAGGAGUACCUAGUACAGAAUCAACAGGAAGGCAUCGAUCGUACUCUAAGUACCGAAAAAAUCAGGUCAGUUGGUAUCAAUCAGUAUCAGGA